Messenger RNA from Elaeis guineensis (African oil palm), 525 nucleotides. Lineage: Eukaryota; Viridiplantae; Streptophyta; Magnoliopsida; Arecales; Arecaceae. The record is from RefSeq and is a predicted model, not a curated record.
AUGUCACUUGGGGUAACAGACGAGCUGAAAAAGCUUGAGGGGAAGCUAGAAAAGAUCAGAGAUGUCCUUGAUGAUGCCGAGAACAAGAAGCUUCAGGACAAAGCCAUCAGCCACUGGCAGACUGGGCUCAGAGAAGUGAUGUACGAUGCCGGUGACAUCAUUGAUGAGUGCAGAAUUGAGGGUUGGAAGGUUCAAUCAUCCAAGCAGCUGCAACCAUCGAAGUUGAAUACACCACUUUUAAUGAAUGGAAACAGGGGGAGGAACCUUGUUUAUGCAAUUGUAGGGAUGGGAGGAAUUGGUAAGACUAGUCUUGCACAAAAGAUUUUCAGUACUGAACAGAUCAAGGCCCACUUUGACAUCAAGAUCUGGGUGUGUGUCUCCCAGGAUUUUGUAGGGAUCCAUCUGCUGAAGCAAAUCAUCAGAUGUGUAGGUGGUUACUAUGGUGAUGCUAAAACCAAGGCCGAACUUGAUCCAUUAGUAGUGAAGGGCACUGGGCUGUGCAUAGCACGGCAUGGCACGGCUUAG